Messenger RNA from Ceratina calcarata, 2415 nucleotides. It is a transcript of the gene FucTB, whose product is annotated as alpha-(1,3)-fucosyltransferase 10. The coding region runs from base 1029 to 2339 and encodes 436 amino acids. The record is from RefSeq and is a predicted model, not a curated record. Lineage: Eukaryota; Metazoa; Arthropoda; Insecta; Hymenoptera; Apidae. Gene Ontology annotation, molecular function: alpha-(1->3)-fucosyltransferase activity. Gene Ontology annotation, cellular component: membrane. The transcript is spliced from 8 exons.
UCUUUUGAUUUACACGUCCCUGUAAAUCGUGCAGACCAUCACGCGUGCGCUGGUUUAAUAAGGGGGCCGUGAACUAGAGGAUAUAGAACGAGGGAGUGGUGGGGUUUACAGCAUGCAUCGAACUGUCGACUUUCCCGAGGACCGUGAACCGCAGAUCGACGACCCUAUUUUUGUGAUCGCCGUUUUCCCAAUAACGUCCCUCUCGUCUCCUCUAAUUUCAUCCAUUUCUUUUCCAUGAAACUCUCACGUAGAUACAAACGAAGGUUUUCUUAAUUAAUAACGUGAACCUCGUUAAAAUAAAUUUGUUCAAUUAAAUUCUGGUCAUGCCUACGUACCAAAUCGAUAUUUAAAAAAUAGACAAUCGAUAAGCAUUAGGUGGUCUUGUAACAAUGUUCUUCGCCAUUUCUAACCGAUAGGAUAUAUAAUCCUGUAAUAAUUAAUAUAGGAUGUAUGAGAUUUAAUCCUAAAUACGAACGAUAUCUGAAUUCUCUCGUCGAAAUAUUUUAUUGUACAUAAAAAGAAACCGCGAAACAACAUUGUAAAUCACUCCCUUCGUCACGUAUUAGAAGCUUACGCGUGUAAUUAGUGGUUCAAUCUUAAUUCGUUAGACAAUUUACAAAUUCGUUUUGCGAUAACCUAGAUGCGUUUAGCAAUGUCGUCGAGGGAACUGUAACUGUUGAAGAGAAAGGAAGAAUAAAUAAAGAAGAAGAUGCCUGAAGUUCGUUGACCGUCAAAGAGGAGUCAGGAGCGUGACUGAAACCGUGACUGUGAUCGUUAUCCUGAUCGCAGCCGUGGUCGUAACCAUGACCGAGUUGCUUUUAAGAAUCCUGCGCUUCCAAAGUUUUGCGUGUUUCAGAACAUGUACGAUUAUUCGCGAAUGUUAUAAUGCAUACAACCCAUGCGUAUAAACGUUUAAUUCUCAUAUCACAUAAAUAUAUCUACUAUAUAGUGUGCAACGUGUCCAUAAGUCACAGUUCUAUGCACGUACUCUGUCCAAAGAUUAGCUGUAAAAUUCUUUAUACAUUCAAAUGGAAAUGGUUUCCUUUUAUCGGAAAUUGUACUUUACAUUUGUAACGAUCGUUGCCAUAACACUGAGUAUAAUAAUCUAUCAGGUGUAUCUAGUUCAAAAUAACAGCACGUUAUAUCGUUCAGGAGUGCCCAUAAUUUUAUGGUGGACUCCUUUCGGAAACGAUGGAAUUUCAAGGGAUUGUGGGAAUUACCAAUGUUACUUUACAAGCAACAGGUCUUAUCAAUAUCAUAAGGAGAUAAAAAGUUUUCUCUUUUAUGGUAGCAAUUUUCAAGUUGGCGAUUUACCAAGCUGGAAAUCUGACAAAGUUCCAUGGGGUUUGUUUCACGAAGAAUCGCCAAGGAAUAAUCCGAUAUUAGUUCACGAUGAAACUCUGAAUCUUUUCAAAUACUCUUCGACAUUUAGCAGAUUUAGCGAUGUACCUCUUACUCUCGUAGAUUUACCUGGAAUCAGGGAAUUGUUAGAUAGAAAACAUUUUGUACCAACGAAAGAGAAGAGCAGAUUGAUACGUGAAAAGAAUUUGGCGCCGUUGCUUUAUAUACAAUCUGACUGUAAUACUGCAAGCAAUCGAGAUGUUUAUGUAGCUGAAUUAAUGAGGCACAUAAGAGUCGAUUCGUACGGGACAUGUUUAAACAAUGCUCAAUUCGAUAAAAGACUGAAAGAGAAUUACCUUGAGGUACUCAACAGUGAAGAUUUUCUUUCUUUUAUCGCCAAUUACAAAUUUACAAUAGCUUUUGAAAAUGCAGUCUGUGACGAUUACAUUACUGAAAAAUUGUGGAGACCUCUUAUCAUUGGAUCUGUACCUGUAUAUUAUGGAUCACCAACAUUCAAGGAUUGGCUUCCCAAUAAUGAAUCUGCUAUUUCAGUGCACGAUUUUGAAGGUCCAGCAAGCCUGGCCAAAUUUUUACAGAACCUUUCUGAUAACGAAGUUGAAUAUGAUAAAUACUUAUCGCACAAAUUAAUCGACAAUUAUAAAAUAGAUAAUGAAAGAUUAAGAAAAGCGUUGAACAGAAGGGAGCAAUGGUCUUCUAACGAAUUUGUCAAUUACGUCGAAGAAUUCGAAUGUUUCGUCUGCGAACACGUACAGAUGACAGAAGCAACAAAAAUUGUCGAGAAGAAGCAUUACGAUUGUCCAUUACCAGAAAAUCCAUUGACGAACAAACUCGACGAUUCGAACUGGUGGACGCAGCAAUGGAUUUUGGAAAAGUGCGGUGCGAAAAUCUUAACUCAUCAUGUGCGAAACAAUUUUACAAUAGAUAUAGGCAAUUUUGAAAAUGACAAAUAUAAAUUAUACGAUAAGAACGAAUGUUGAGCAUGCGAAUAUUUUUUACGAUUAAAGUGUACGUAAAUUCUACUUACUUCGAGUAAAGUCGACACAUGGAAACGAA